CGAGCUGGUGGCGCCAUGUUCAGCGUCGCGCGUGAGCCCGCAAAGAACCCUCCUCCUAUUGGCUCUCAGCGACGGGGCCGCGAUGUAAGCGGCAUACCUAUUGGUUCUCUUUUAACCUCAGGGAGCGGCGGUGUCGCGCGGCCCGCUGGGAGUCGUAGUGCGGCGCCUCGUGCCGGCCCUGCCCGCUGUGCUCAGUGCGCAGGCGCGGGGCGGCGGGCGCUGCCCGGUGCCGUGAGGGCGGCGGGAACCGGGCAUGGCGGCGGGCGGCGGGGAGCGGGCGGCAGGUUCGGAGCAGCAGGGAUGAGGAGCCGGCAGCGGAUGUUUGCGGCGGUGAUGCGCCUGCUCCUCAAGUGCCUGCGGCUGGGCCGGCGGCGGCGCUUUAAGCUGGUUCGGCAGGCAGGGCAGCUGUGGCACUAUGGGCACCUCUGCCUCCGCUCCCUGCUCUACAAUUCCUUCACCAACGGCGACGUGGUGCUCGACUCCCUCUUUGAGCCCAUCUACUGGCUGGUGGACCACGUCACCCGCUGGUUUGGUGUGGUGUUUGUGGCACUGGUGAUAGGCUUGACAAGCUCCAUUGUGGCCAUCGUAUACAUCUGCCUGCUGCCCCUCAUCCUGCAGACAUACACACCUGCGUGGAUCUGCUGGCAUCUUGCUUACGGACACUGGAACCUCAUCAUGAUAGUCUUCCACUAUUACAAGGCCAUCACCACUUCUCCUGGGUACCCACCGCAGGUGAGGCUGAGCCUGGGCACCAAUGAGCAGCACAGCCUCUUGCAGCUGGGCACUAGGUACCAGGCCAAGAACGACCUCACUGGCGUCUCCAUCUGCAGGAAAUGCAUUGCCCCCAAGCCGGCUCGCACCCACCACUGCAGCAUCUGCAACAGGUGUGUGCUGAAGAUGGACCACCACUGCCCCUGGCUCAACAACUGUGUUGGGCACUACAACCACCGCUACUUCUUCUCCUUCUGCCUCUUCAUGACCAUGGGCUGCAUCUACUGCAGCAUCAGUGGCUGGGACAUGUUCCGGGAUGCAUAUGCAGCUAUUGAGAGAAUGAAACUGCUUGAGAAGGAGAGACUGCAGGUGGCCGCCAACCAGACGUAUUACCAGACCCCACCACCCACCUUCUCCUUCCGCCAGCGAGCUUUCCACAAAAGUGUGGUCUACCUCUGGGUCCUGUGCAGCUCAGUAGCAUUGGCCCUGGGUGCCCUCACAGUGUGGCAUGCUGCCCUCAUCACCCGUGGGGAAACCAGCAUUGAGAGGCACAUCAAUAAGAAGGAGAGGCAGCGCCUGCAGAAGAAAGGCAAGGUGUUCAGAAACCCCUACAGUUACGGCAGCUGGGAUAACUGGAAGGUGUUUCUGGGAGUGGACGUGCCAAGGCACUGGCUCACCCGUGUCCUGCUGCCCUCUCCUCACUUGCCCCAUGGAACAGGCCUGAGCUGGGAGCUGCCUCCCUGCAUGACCAAGCAGCGCACACCACUCCUGGCCAUCUGAGGCCCGGGUGCUGCGGCAGUCCCUCCCCGCUGGCAGGGGAGCACACAGGGAACCCACUCCACAACCACGGCUCAGUUUGGCCCAAGUGGCUGGUGGAAGGCAGGUGCUGGCACACACCUCUUACCAGAGUCAGAGCUCUGGGAAGUAGAACUUCAGUCAAGGCCUGGUUGCCUGCUCUAUUAGCACCUCAGUGGCUGCAGGCAGCCCUGGGGAGGGGGGCAAAACAGCUGCUCCCCAGUCUCAAUGAAGGUACUUUCCUCUCUACGCAUCAGUAUGGGCCAGCACAGGGCCCGGUGUGGCUCAAUGACAGGGCAAGGGGCAAAGGAUGGCUUACCUGCCCCCUAAGCAUUCCCCAGGGAAACUUUUUAAGAGCAUCCAAUAAAGGUGUUUGUUUUUUUUUUUUUAAUAAAAGGAUGUUUGGCUCAUUUCCA
This is a messenger RNA of Coturnix japonica (Japanese quail), 1922 nucleotides long. The record is from RefSeq and is a predicted model, not a curated record. NCBI's taxonomy places the organism in Eukaryota, Metazoa, Chordata, Aves, Galliformes, Phasianidae.